This is a messenger RNA of Lachancea lanzarotensis, 1692 nucleotides long. RefSeq names its product LALA0S04e05996g1_1 (gene HEM1). Gene Ontology annotation, biological process: heme biosynthetic process. Gene Ontology annotation, cellular component: mitochondrion. The transcript has a single exon. Lineage: Eukaryota; Fungi; Ascomycota; Saccharomycetes; Saccharomycetales; Saccharomycetaceae. The coding region runs from base 1 to 1692 and encodes 563 amino acids. The record is from RefSeq and is a predicted model, not a curated record. Gene Ontology annotation, molecular function: 5-aminolevulinate synthase activity; pyridoxal phosphate binding.
AUGGAAAACAUCGCUAGACAGUCUGUGAGACUGUGCCCGUUCAUGAACAAGACUGCUUCGUCGUUGAGAAAUGUCAAGAGUCUUCAACAGUCCAGUGUGUCCAAAAUGGCCCAAAAAUGUCCAUUUAUGGGUCAGGCAAUGCAAAAGGCACAUUUGGCUACAGCGGCAGCUUCAGGCGCUGCGAGAGCUGUUGGCAGCGCUAGCACUUCAACAGGUCGCGGGGAAGCUGCACAGGACAUGCUAAUGACAGAUCAUGCGACUCAGGAGUCCAAGUUCGAUUAUGAGGGGCUUUUUGAGCAUGAAGUGCGCAAAAAACGAGUCGACAAAUCGUACCGGUUUUUCAACAACAUCAAUCGGCUGGCUAAGGAAUUUCCAAUGGCUCACCGCCAAGAGGAGCAGGAUAAAGUGACCGUGUGGUGUUCCAACGAUUAUUUGGCACUUUCCAAGAACCAGCAGGUUGUGGACGUGAUGAAGAAAACUUUGGACAAAUAUGGCGCUGGAGCCGGUGGAACCAGAAAUAUUGCUGGUCACAACCAGCACGCUUUGAGACUCGAGGCCGAGGUUGCUGCACUUCACAAAAAAGAGGGUGCGUUGGUGUUUUCUUCUUGUUUUGUUGCCAAUGACGCGGUUAUCUCUUUGUUGGGACAAAAAUUGAAAGAUUUGGUCAUUUUUUCGGAUGAACUUAACCACGCGUCUAUGAUUGUUGGGAUCAAACACGCUUCCACGACCAAACACAUUUUCAAACACAACGACCUAAACCAUUUGGAAGAAUUGCUUGCUAGCUACCCUAGAUCGACCCCCAAAUUGAUUGCAUUCGAGUCUGUUUACUCUAUGUCCGGGUCUGUUGCUGAUAUCGGCAAGAUUUGCGACUUAGCCGAAAAAUACGGUGCUUUGACGUUUUUGGAUGAAGUCCAUGCUGUUGGUUUGUAUGGUCCUCACGGUGCUGGUGUGGCCGAACAUUGCGAUUUUGAAGCCCACCGCGCUGCUGGUAUUGCAUCUCCUGAUUACACCACGGUUAUGGACCGGGUCGACAUGAUUACAGGUACUCUUGGUAAGUCAUUUGGUACUGUAGGAGGCUACGUGGCCGGCUCACAGCGUCUAAUUGACUGGCUGCGGUCUUAUGCACCGGGAUUCAUCUUUACUACCUCUUUGCCUCCUGCCGUCAUGGCAGGUGCGGCGGAGGCCAUCAGAUUCCAGCGUUCCCAUUUGGAAUUGAGACAGGAACAGCAGAGACACACAGCCUACGUGAAGCAAGGGUUGGCCGAUCUUGACAUCCCUGUGAUUCCAAACCCAUCCCACAUUGUCCCCAUCCUCAUUGGGAACCCAGAUUUGGCCAGGCAGGCCUCUGACAUUUUAAUGGACAAACACAGAAUCUACGUCCAGGCCAUUAACUUCCCUACUGUGGCCAGAGGCACCGAAAGACUUCGCAUUACUCCUACACCCGGACACACCAACGACCUGUCAGAUAUUUUACUAGAUGCCGUUGAUGACGUUUUCCACACCUUACAAUUGCCUCGUGUGAGCGACUGGGAGAGACAAGGGGGAUUAUUGGGAGUAGGUGAAGCUGAUUAUGAAUGUGAAUCCAACUUGUGGACUCAAGAACAACUACAACUUACAAAUGACGACCUACAGCCAAAUGUUAGAGAGCCCAUUAUCGAUCAGUUGGAGGUUUCUUCCGGGCUUCGUUUGUAA